CAGAAGCGGCGGGGCGGGCGCAGGGGCCGCCGGAAGGGCGGGGAGCCGUGGGCCGGAGCCGUAGGCCGCAGCCGGCAGAGCUUCCGUCGGAGCCGUUCUAUCCGUGAGCGCCUCAGCUGCCGCCGCGCAGAGGGGGAGGCCCGGGCCGCGUGUGCCUGUGUCGCGGCGGUGAGCCCUGCGGCAGCUGCGCCCGGAGGGAGCUGCCGCCAUGCACGACGCCUUCGAGCAUGUGCCGAUCCUGGAGAAGCUGCCGCUGCAGAUCGACUGCCUGGCGGCCUGGGAGGAAUGGCUCCUUGUUGGUACCAAACAAGGGCAUCUUCUGCUCUAUAGGAUCAAGAAAGAUACAGGCUGCAAUCGAUUUGAAGUGACGUUAGAGAAAUCCAACAAGAACUUCUCAAAAAAGAUCCAGCAGAUUCACGUUGUUUCACAGUUCAAGAUUCUGGUCAGUUUAUUAGAAAAUAACAUUUAUGUUCAUGACCUGUUGACGUUCCAACAAAUCACCACGGUUUCCAAGGCAAAAGGUGCAUCUCUCUUCACUUGUGAUCUUCAGCAGGGGAAACAGGGGGAAGAGGUGUUGAGAAUGUGCGUGGCGGUGCGGAAGAAGCUACAACUGUAUUUUUGGAAGGACAGAGAGUUCCAUGAGCUACAGGGGGAUUUCAGUGUACCUGAUGUACCCAAGUCUAUGGCCUGGUGUGAAAACUCGAUCUGUGUAGGUUUCAAGAGGGACUAUUACCUGAUAAGGGUGGAUGGGAAAGGGUCCAUCAAAGAACUGUUUCCCACAGGGAAGCAGCUGGAACCAUUGGUAGCUCCUGUAGCAGAUGGAAAAGUUGCUGUUGGCCAAGAUGACCUAACAGUUGUGCUCAAUGAAGAAGGAGUCUGUACUCAGAAGUGUGCCUUAAAUUGGACAGAUAUUCCCAUAGCCAUGGAACACCAGCCUCCCUACAUCAUUGCUGUUCUGCCAAGGUACGUGGAGAUCCGCACGUUUGAACCCCGGCUGCUGGUCCAGAGUAUUGAGCUGCAGAGACCACGCUUCAUCACCUCAGGAGGGACAAAUAUUAUAUAUGUGGCAAGCAAUCACUUCGUCUGGAGGCUCAUUCCAGUGUCCAUAGCCACACAGAUCCAGCAGCUUCUGCAGGACAAGCAGUUUGAGCUGGCUUUGCAGCUGGCAGAAAUGAAAGAUGAUUCAGACAGUGAGAAGAGACAACAAAUUCACCACAUAAAGAACCUCUUUGCCUUCAACCUCUUCUGCCAGAAGCGCUUCGAUGAAUCCAUGCAAGUGUUUGCCAAGCUUGGUACAGAUCCCACUCAUGUGAUGGGUCUGUAUCCUGACCUCCUGCCCACAGACUACAGGAAACAGCUCCAGUAUCCCAACCCCCUGCCAGGACUGUCUGGGGCAGAGCUGGAGAAGGCACAUUUAGCUCUGAUAGACUACCUAACUCAAAAAAGAAGUCAGCUGGUGAAGAAGCUGAAUGAUUCUGACCAUCAAUCCAGUACCUCACCUCUCAUGGAAGGAACUCCCACUAUCAAAUCCAAAAAGAAGCUGCUACAAAUCAUUGAUACCACUCUGCUGAAGUGUUACCUCCAUACAAAUGUAGCGCUGGUGGCACCGUUGCUACGCCUGGAGAACAAUCACUGCCAUAUUGAGGAGAGUGAGCAUGUACUGAAGAAGGCACAUAAAUAUAGUGAGCUGAUCAUAUUGUAUGAGAAGAAAGGUCUGCAUGAAAAAGCAUUGCAGGUACUGGUGGAUCAGUCCAAGAAAGCUAACUCACCUUUGAAGGGCCAUGAGAGGACAGUGCAGUAUUUGCAGCAUUUGGGCACAGAGAAUUUGCACUUGGUAUUUUCCUACUCUGUCUGGGUACUAAGAGAUUUCCCUGAAGAUGGACUGAAGAUAUUUACAGAAGACCUGCCAGAGGUGGAAGCUUUGCCACGAGACAAAGUGCUCAGUUUCUUGAUAGAGAACUUUAAAAGCUUGACUAUUCCUUAUCUGGAGCACAUCAUUCAUGUCUGGGAAGAAACCGGUGCGGACUUUCACAACUGUCUGAUCCAGCUGUACUGUGAGAAAGUGCAGGGCUUAAUGAAAGAAUACCUCAGUUCUUUCCCUGCAGAUAAAACUCCAGUGCCUGCUGGAGAGGAGGGAGGAGACUUGGGAGAUUAUCGGAAGAAGCUGUUGCUUUUUCUGGAGAAGUCAAGCUGGUAUGAACCCAGUCGCCUAAUUAGUGACUUCCCCUUUGAUGGUCUCCUAGAAGAACGUGCUCUGCUCUUGGGACGGAUGGGGAAGCACGAGCAAGCUCUCUUUAUUUAUGUUCAUAUUUUGAAGGACACCAACAUGGCUGAGAACUACUGCCAUAAACAUUAUGACAGAAACAAAGAUGGCAACAAAGAUGUCUAUUUGUCCCUGCUCCGGAUGUAUCUCUCCCCACCCAGCGUUCACUGCCUGGGACCAAUCAAAAUGGAAGUGCUGGAGCCUCAAGCCAACCUGCAGGCUGCUCUGCAGGUUUUGGAACUACAUCACAGCAAGUUGGAUACCACCAAGGCAAUAAACCUACUCCCAGCAAAUACACAGAUUAGUGAGAUUCGAAUCUUCUUAGAGAAAGUCCUUGAAGAAAAUGCUCAGAAGAAGAGAUUUAAUCAGGUGCUCAAGAAUCUUCUCCAUGCAGAGUUUCUGAGGGUCCAGGAGGAGCGGAUCUUGCAUCAGCAAGUGAAGUGCAUUAUUACAGAGGAGAAGGUGUGCACUGUAUGUAAAAAGAAGAUAGGUAACAGUGCAUUUGCUCGAUACCCUAAUGCAAUAGUUGUGCAUUAUUUCUGCUCCAAAGAAGUCAACACCUUGGACACCUGACUUUGUUGUGGUCACUUACCCCAACAAUCACACGGAACUGGGAACUGGCGGCGUGAGAAGUUGGCACCUCUGGAAUAUUUGAGGCUCUGGGAUAUUUGAGGCUCGUCGCCUCUCUUACACACAUUUGUUACCUGUGGACUGACUGUGCUGAUCUGGCAACGUUCAUUUACUGGCAAAUGACUUUAAACACGUUAUUACAGUGCUGGCAACUACACUGGACCUCUCAGUACUCUGGGAUGAAGACUUAGAAACUGGUUUUUGUAGUGAGUUUUGUAUUGCACUCCAGCCUUGCGAAUGAGUUGUUAGACAACUGUUGGGCCUUCACCACAAGUUCUACUAUAAAACUUACCUCCUUAGGGUGCCAACCUUGGGAUUGUUUUGCUUUGUAUGUAAGUAGUUCUUCAAAAGAAGAAAAUUCCUUUGAAGUCUUUGCAGCUGUAUCAGUGCUGCACAGAGGUCGCCAGGGCUUUGGCAUAGAGAAGGCUUCUGUGUUUAUUUCUUGACCUAGGAAAUACAGUUUGACUUUCAUUUCAGUAAUGGGAAUGUUUAAUUGCUGGCCAAAGUAACCUUUUUUCAUUGCUACUCUGUGUUAUCAGCUGACCUUCUGGUAAGAAGUUGUUCCACAGAAGACUCUCAGACUAACAGUAGGUACCAGCAGUAGUAAGCAUUUUUUUCCCCCUGUUUACUUCAGUUUGAGAGCUGUAAAUUGAAUUGUGUGUUGUGUGCACUGAACAUGUUCACUCUUAGUGGAAGCUUAGAGACUGUUCUAAGAAGUUCACAUCUGCAUUCACACUGAAAAGUGAAGAAGACCCUGUAAAGCCACCUCUGAAGGGAGUGAACUGAUUGCUUGAGCUUCUAGACUACACUUGAGAUUUGUGUACAUAACAUCUCUGGUCUCUGGUUCACUUUCCAGCACUGAAGUAAAAUCCAGACUGUUUCAAUAUCUCUGUUUUAAAUGCUCUAGAGCUGUGUUCUGCUCAGACUGGUACUGUUGUUAAGUCUUCUGGCCCAAGAGUAACUUAACAAUGAGAAGCUGAUUGUACCAUACUUCUUGUAGGCUGUAAUAUUUUUGUCUAACUUAUUUUUCCACUAUCUAUAGCAGAUUGGUAUGAGGGAUAUUAAAAUGAUGGAUCAAUGCAGAAAGAAUCUGUGUGGUGGUAAUGAAGAGGCAGCAGUAGCAAAGAAGAGGGGCUGUUGGACUCCUAACAUCAUGGUCUAGCAAUACUCGCAUAUGUAAUUGUUAAACAGCAUGGAGCAUGGCAUGUAACUACCAGAUAUCACCUCUUAAUGCACAAGUAGAUGAAUAAAGCCUGUCUGCCUAAAGGGGUAACUGGACCAUGGUUAACUUUGAGGUUUAUUUAAGCCAUUGUUAUGGUUUGGUUUUAUAGGAGCAGAUCUGCUCUAGGUUGAUGAGUCCUGAUUCACUUUCACAGGCCAGUGUUAAUAGUUUCCUUUGAUAACUGUUUGGGUUUUCCACCCGUGUUUGCAUUUGUUGCUCAUUCUUGUUUUGCUGCUUCUGUACUUGGAUGUCUUGGGCAGUAUUCAUUCUGCUGUCUUUCUGCAGAGACUGGGUAGAGGGAGUCUGUGCUGUUAAUGUUUUUAACCUUGUAUUUCUUCUAUUUAAGAAGAGAGCCUAAAAAUACUUACACUGGGUUUGCACAUUCUGUAUAGAUCUUUAUAUACUUGUUCAGGUACAGAGGGAAGAUGAUUUAGAGAGAGUUGUGUUUACAGGUCUUUUAGAAUGGAAGAGGGGUAUCUAAAAAGACCCUGUGCUCUUUGUAUACAGAUAUAAAAACAUUGCUUACCUAUGUUGUGUUUAAUACUGUUCCUCUGAUAUUGAUGUACUUCCUUAGCUGCUACCAGGAGAGCUCCAAUCACAUAUAAAGGAUCUUCAUCAUGCUCUUAGUUCCAUGGUUCAGUUGUGCCUCUGUUCACCAACAUAUGACAUACCUUUCACAGAGAUGUGGUUUGUGUCCUCACAGUGUGGUUUGGGUUUACUGACCAUGCAGCAGGUCUAUCUAAGGCAAUAGAUUGUAAUAAAUGUUGUGAACCAG
This is a messenger RNA of Colius striatus (speckled mousebird), 4890 nucleotides long. It is a transcript of the gene VPS39, whose product is annotated as VPS39 subunit of HOPS complex. The transcript is spliced from 25 exons. NCBI's taxonomy places the organism in Eukaryota, Metazoa, Chordata, Aves, Coliiformes, Coliidae. Gene Ontology annotation, biological process: endosomal vesicle fusion; vesicle-mediated transport; autophagy. Gene Ontology annotation, molecular function: protein binding. The record is from RefSeq and is a predicted model, not a curated record. The coding region runs from base 209 to 2836 and encodes 875 amino acids. Gene Ontology annotation, cellular component: membrane; cytoplasm.